UCCUCUCGGUUGCCGCGAAACAUGCCGGCUGCCUACGACGCCAAGGACUGGAUCAAGCUAGCCGUCAAGGUGCGCAGCCGUGAUGGAUCGGUCCUCCCCGUAGUCUUUCCCAAGAUUGCCCUUGUCUUUGCCAUCUGCAUGGUCAUCCUCAUCGUCAAUGAGACCAUGUUCUACAAGGGGAAAGCUAAGACGGGACUGGUCAUGCCCGACACGGCGCACACGCUGCUGGCAUCGACACUCGGUUUCCUCCUAGUGCUCCGGACCAACAUCUCCCUCUCGCGCUACCGUGAGGGUCGCGGCCAUCUUGGACGGACGGCUCACGAUCUGCGCAACUUUUCGCGACAGACGGCACACUACCUUGGACGAGUCAACGAGGGUGCCGCGGCGCGGGUCUGCCGCUACUGCAAACUGUUCUUCUCGCUGACGCGGAUGCAUCUGCGGAAGGAGAACGACUUUGACAAUCCCGAGCUGCUCAAUCCGGCACUGUACACCCGCGAGGAGAUCAACGAGCUGCGCGACCUCAAGCGUCGGCCGCUCAAGGUGUUGGGCUGGAUUGACUCGUUUCUCCGCCAGCUCCGCGACUCGAACCAGAUCACCGAGCUGGAGGAGCUGCACAUCGACCGGCACCUCGAGUCGCUGACAGGCGUCUUUGCAGCGCUAGUCAAGGUCCAGACGCUGCAGCUCCCGUUCCCGUACGCGCAGCUGCUGUGGUACUUUCUGGCGCUGUAUGUCUACACCCUGCCGUUUGUGCUUGUCAAGUUCUACGGCUGGUACUCGCCCAUUCCGGCCUGUUUUGUUGCCCUCGUCCUGUUUGGCAUCAACUCGGUCGGAAACGAGCUCGAAGAUCCGUUUGGCGACGACGUCAACGACCUCGAGGUCGAUGCCAUUGAGCAGUCGGUCCACGACGACAUCGACUGGUACCUCGCGCUCGGCGUGGCCGAUGAGGGCAUGCCCAAGACGCUCCCGCUCAUCAUCAAGGAUCUGAAGAAGGGCGGAACAAGGUUUGCCAACCUCGACAAGCCCAUGCCUGUUGAGCUCAAGUCGUCCGAGGAAGGCGCAACCGACGACUUUGACGGCGUCAUCGUCGGCCGCCCCGAUGACGACGGCUACCAUCACCAGCGCGUCGGCCACAAGCUCGUCGACGGCGAGUACAAGCACAUUGACGACUACGGCGUCGACGUCGGUGACAAACGUGCCCGUCGCAAGCGCCGCAGCAAGGCCAAGGCCAAGUCCAAGUCCAAGUCCAAAAAACCGGUCAAGCUUGAUGAUGUCUUUGCCACCCCGCAGGCAGAGGUGGCCCGCGAUGCAAGCUCCAAGCUCGAAGAGUCGUCGAGCACGUGGUGACCACCCAGAUGGAUUGAAUUUGCAAUUGCAAACUGCGGAGAGCAGCAGCGGCAUGAGGGGCGGGUGAGACAGAGGUAUGCGUAGCGGCGACAAAAAAAAAAGAUAUGCUCU
Thecamonas trahens ATCC 50062 is the source of this 1455-nucleotide messenger RNA. RefSeq lists its product as uncharacterized. The record is from RefSeq and is a predicted model, not a curated record. The transcript has 2 exons. NCBI's taxonomy places the organism in Eukaryota, Apusomonadida, Apusomonadidae. Gene Ontology annotation, molecular function: chloride channel activity. The coding region runs from base 22 to 1344 and encodes 440 amino acids.